Messenger RNA from Homo sapiens (human), 879 nucleotides. It is a transcript of the gene SETSIP, whose product is annotated as SET like protein. Gene Ontology annotation, cellular component: cytoplasm; nucleus; lipid droplet. Gene Ontology annotation, biological process: nucleosome assembly. Lineage: Eukaryota; Metazoa; Chordata; Mammalia; Primates; Hominidae. The record is from RefSeq and is marked validated. Bases 1 to 879 code for a protein of 292 amino acids. The transcript has a single exon.
AUGGCCCCUAAACGCCAGUCUCCACUCCCACUUCAAAAGAAGAAACCAAGACCACCUCCUGCUCUGGGACUGGAGGAGACAUCGGCCUCUGCAGGCUUGCCGAAGAAGGGAGAAAAAGAACAGCAAGAAGCAAUUGAACACAUUGAUGAAGUACAAAAUGAAAUAGACAGACUUAAUGAACAAGACAGUGAGGAGAUUUUGAAAGUAGAACAGAAAUAUAACAAACUCCGCCAACCAUUUUUUCAGAAGAGGUCAGAAUUGAUCGCCAAAAUCCCAAAUUUUGGGGUAACAACAUUUGUCAACCAUCCACAAGUGUCUUCACUGCUUGGGGAGGAGGACGAAGAGGCACUGCAUUAUUUGACUAAAGUUGAAGUGACAGAAUUUGAAGAUAUUAAAUCAGGUUACAGAAUAGAUUUUUAUUUUGAUGAAAAUCCUUACUUUGAAAAUAAAGUUUUCUCCAAAGAAUUUCAUCUGAAUGAGAGUGGUGAUCCAUCUUCAAAGUCCACCAAAAUCAAAUGGAAAUCUGGAAAGGAUGUGACGAAACGUUCAAGUCAAACGCAGAAUAAAGCCAGCAGGAAGAGGCAGCAUGAGGAACCAGAGAGCUUCUUUACCUGGUUUACUGAUCAUUCUGAUGCAGGUGCUGAUGAGUUAGAAGAGGUCAUCAAAGAUGAUAUUUGGCCAAACCCAUUACAGUAUUACUUGGUUCCUGAUAUGGAUGAUGAAGAAGGAGGAGAAGAUGAUGAUGAUGAUGAUGAUGAUGGUGAUGAAGGGGAGGAAGAAUUAGAAGAUAUUGAUGAAGGGGAUGAGGAUGAAGGUGAAGAAGAUGAAGAUGAUGAUGAAGGGGAGGAAGGAGAGGAGGAUGAAGGAGAAGAUGACUAA